CAUCCCCGAUGGACCCACUGGCCUAAGAGAUCACUGUCUGAGUGUCGGGCCCUCCAAGCGAGAGGGCGGCUCGAACCGGUCGAUUCAUUUGGCCAGCAGACGGCGCCCUUUCCCUCUCAAAUGACCUCUGAUAGUUACACCGUCGGACAGUAAGGGACCGCUCCGGUGGAGCUUCACGAUCCAAUAUACAACCAUACUCCGCACUUUGUGUCUCAUUACAGAAAGAGCAGCCGACGCUACGGAGUAACCUCGGGUCAAACCACAGGCUAAAAAAGAGAACAAAAAAGCUAGAAAUAACCGCAGGCCCCCAAGGUCCAGCGCUGCAGCUGACAAGGAUCUCCCGCCCCCAGGAGCGCAGUCCGACGGUCACCGGGCCAUUGACGGUUUUUUGCUUGUUCCCGCCACUUUUUGCUUUUUAUUUAAACCGCUGGCCUAUCGCUUGGAGAGCUUUUCUGCAUCAUGUAUCGCCUCAAGAUGGAGGUGGUGACGGCCAUUGCGGCGUGGGCUUUUGCCACGGCCAGCCAACUCUUACCGCGCUCCGCCGACGGAUAUGAUAGUCUUUGUCUCCCACAGGGCGACAUCAAGACCCUUGCAGAUCGACUUUCGAGCACGGCCAAGCUGUACUGUCCCGGUACGACUGGGUUCACUAAUGCGACCACGCGGUGGUCGGUGCUGGACGAGCCCGAGGUCAACAUCGUCGUGGUUCCCGGUACCGAAUACGAUGUCGCGGAGAUUGUGCAAUAUGCAAACCAGAAGAACAUCCCCUUUCUGACCUACAAUGGUGUCCACGGGGCCCUCGUUUCCCUUGGAGAAAUGACCCACGGCAUCGCGAUCUACAUGGGCCAGCUGAGUAGCGUCGAGGUCGCGGAAGAUGGAAAGACCGCCACGUUCGGAGGUGGCACCAUGUCCAAGGUGGUCACGGAUGAGCUGUGGGCGGCAGGCAAGCAGACCGUCACUGGAACAUGCGAAUGUGUCAGUCUGGUCGGCCCUGCCCUCGGCGGUGGACACGGCUGGCUCCAGGGCCACCACGGACUCGUCCUCGAUCAAUUCGUCUCCAUGAACAUCGUCCUGGCCAACGGAACCCUGACCCACAUCGACGCCAACUCGGACCUCUGGUGGGCCGUCAAGGGCGCCGGCCACAACUUUGGCAUCGUCACCUCUCUCACCAUGAAGGUCUACGACAUCGAGCACCAUGACUGGGCUAUCGAGACCCUGACUUUCAGCGGCGACAAAGUCGAAGAGAUCUACCAGGCCGCAAAUGACUACCUCGUCAAGAACGGCACCCAGCCCGCCGGCGUGAUCAACUGGUCGUACUGGCUUAACGUCGCCGACCUGGACCCGACGAACCCCGUCAUCGUCUUCUACAUCAUCCAAGAAGGCGUCACCGCCGUUGAUUCCAUCUACACCGAGCCCUUCCACAAGAUCGGGCCCCUCGCCGUGGAACCCAAUAACGGUACCUACAAGGAUCUCGCUACCUGGACCGAAAUCGCGCUCACCUCCGCCCCCUGCCAAAAGAUGGGCAUGGCGAACCCCCGGUACCCAAUCUACCUGGAAUCCUACGACAUCGCGGCCCAGCAGCAGGCCUGGGACGUCUACGCCAACGCCACCCGCGGAUCCUCCCCUUUUAACAACUCCAUCUUCAUGUUCGAGGGAUACUCCGUGGGAGGUGUGCACGACAUCGACAGUCGGUCGAGUGCCUUUGCCUUCCGUUCCGAGAAUCUGCUCGCUGCGCCGUUGAUCAACUACUACCCCAACGGUACGGAACUGGACCGCACGGCGGCGAAUCUGGGCCAAGAGCUCCGCAACAUCCUCUUCAAGGGAACCGGGCGCGAUGAUAUUCGCGCGUACGUCAACUAUGCCCAUGGCGACGAGACCCCGCAGCAGCUGUACGGCAGUGAGAAGUGGCGGCAGCAGCGUCUGCGGGCCUUGAAGGCCAAGUAUGACCCGUCGGGCAAGUUUAGUUACUAUGCUCCGAUUCCGUGAUUGCAUAGCCACAGGGGAUAGCAUUUGUGGAGAUAGGCUUUAUUGAGAUAAUUGUAAUUAAUGUAGUUCAUC
Molecule: messenger RNA, 2055 nt
Organism: Aspergillus ibericus CBS 121593
Lineage: Eukaryota; Fungi; Ascomycota; Eurotiomycetes; Eurotiales; Aspergillaceae
Product: putative FAD-dependent oxygenase
Exons: 2
Coding region: 460-1983 (507 amino acids)
Molecular function (GO): FAD binding; oxidoreductase activity
Source: RefSeq, a predicted model, not a curated record